GUCAUAUCAGCUGUUUUGUCGUUGAUGUAAACACGGUUUUGUGAAAAUUUUCGACGCGUUCGUAGUUUUUUACUAUUUAUAAUUCGAAAUUGUGAAACCAUGUACGAAUAACCAGUGAUAGUGUUAGCUUCGGGCUGAUUCUUGGGAGGCAAGGAACGGAGGAAGGCUAUUGCACAUCUCCACGCCACAACAAGUGAGUGUCUACGUCCAGGGCACGGGAGGCGGCAUCGAACUCGGACUCGGAUCUGACCAGCCCAGAGCCUUGAGCUGGAACUAGCGGCGGAGUUAGAAGCAGAAGCAGAUAAGUCGCGGCGGCGUGGCGUCGACGAAUGCUCGAUAUCUUCUUCUCGACAGCGAUUUGCUGCCACGAUCAGUCGUUGCUGCGCACUCGUGUUCGGUGGACGUGUUCCUUCCUUUGAAGCUUCCAUCCACCUCUGUUCAACGUUUAAGUUUCUGCAAACGACCGGUCGUGUGACACGCUCGAGAUCGAAAUUUCCUGGAAGAAUCGCUCCAGCGUCAUCAUCUCUGAGGCUCUCCAGGAAUUCCCAAUUCAAUCCGCGUGCAAAAAGCUAUCUGUACCAAUCGUAAUUGAGUGUCCAGUGAAUUUCGAAAACGUGUCUCGAGAGGUUGUAAAGCGUUUCGAGGGGAAGGUUGUAAAUCAGUGGCCCAAUAAUUCGCUAGCCUACAGUGUUCCAUCUUGUGAGUGAAAUUCUUUAUCACAAGUCAACUCAAGUCGUUGACUCGGUAGAAAAUAAGUUCCAACGUGGAAUUGUGUGGUGCCGAAGCGUUUCCCCGGGGAUACAAACGGCUCUUAUAAAUCAUAUCUAAGGCUUUAGCACAAAAGCAGUGACAGCAGUCCCCGAAAACACAACAUGGUAAUCUCCAAGAUAUGCUGCAUCGGGGCCGGGUACGUGGGAGGUCCCACGUGCAGCGUGAUGGCGCUCAAGUGCCCGGACAUCAAAAUAACUGUCGUCGAUCGGAGCGUGGAAAGGAUCGCCCAGUGGAACUCGGACAAGCUGCCAAUUUAUGAGCCCGGUCUGGACGAGGUGGUCAAACAGUGCCGCAAUAGGAACCUGUUCUUUUCGACCGACAUCGAAACGGCCAUCCAGGAAGCGGAGCUCAUUUUCAUUUCGGUCAACACCCCGACGAAGACCUACGGCAAUGGACGGGGCCGGGCGGCUGAUCUCAAAUUCGUCGAGGGCUGUGCCCGAAUGAUUGCCGAAAUGUCUCAGAACAGCAAAAUAGUCGUGGAGAAGAGUACGGUCCCGGUUCGGGCGGCCGAAAGUAUUAUGCACAUUUUGAAAGCUAACCACAAGCCGGGUGUGAAAUAUGACAUCCUCUCGAAUCCGGAAUUUCUCGCCGAGGGAACUGCGAUCGAGGAUUUGAUGAAACCUGAUCGGGUGCUAAUAGGUGGCGAGGAGACCCCUGAAGGUCAGGCAGCCAUAGAAAAAUUGUGCUGGGUAUACGAGCAUUGGAUUCCGAAAAAGAACAUUCUCACAACCAACACGUGGAGCUCAGAGCUGUCCAAGCUGGCGGCAAACGCAUUCCUAGCGCAAAGAAUAUCUUCCAUCAACUCGCUAUCUGCCGUUUGCGAGGCAACGGGUGCCGAUGUAUCGGAAGUGGCCCGUGCUGUUGGUCUGGAUUCAAGAAUCGGACCUAAAUUUUUACAAGCUUCUGUAGGAUUCGGAGGCAGUUGCUUCCAGAAAGAUAUUCUCAAUUUGGUGUACAUUUGCGAAGGACUUAAUCUGCCUGAAGUUGCCGCCUAUUGGCAGCAGGUUAUCGAUAUGAACGAAUACCAGAAGACACGCUUCUCCCAGAAGAUCAUCGAAUGUCUGUUCAAUACCGUUACCGAUAAACGGAUAUCGAUUUUGGGCUUUGCAUUUAAGAAAAAUACCGGAGACACCCGGGAAACUCCUGCCAUCACAGUAUGCAAAACACUGCUGGACGAAGGUGCUCAACUGAACAUUUACGAUCCUAAGGUUGAACCGGAGCAGAUGAUGGCUGAUCUGACGCAUCCGAAGGUGACCGAAAGCCCCGAACAUGUUAAGAAGGUGGUUCAAAUUUUCUCGGACCCUUACGAUGCGGUGCGUGGAACCCAUGCCAUCGUUGUAUGUACCGAAUGGGACGAGUUUACCAACCUCAAUUACGAGCGAAUUUACCAGUCCAUGAUGAAGCCAGCCUACAUCUUCGACGGGCGUAAAAUCCUGCCACACGAACGGCUGCAGCAGAUCGGCUUCCACGUGCAAACCAUCGGCAAGAAGUUGAACCGGAACAUCCUAACCCGAUCUUGGGGCAGUAUCCCUCAGCUGUAAUUGCGACGUACCCAGUUUUUCCCGGAUAGAAGAAGGUAAUGUGCAGAAGCACAAACAGCGCCAGUCGCUUGGUUUAUUCUAUUUCUAGUACCAGAACAUAGUAUUAUGACGACUGUUGCAUCUUGUCUAGCCUAUCGGAUACAGUCAACUGAUCGGUGACUAAACAACGGUUCCCCAGUUGAAAAAGUUCAUUAGAAUUAUUUAUGAUAGUAGCCUAUACUUCUCUCACGGAAUCGGAACUUUUCUUACCUACUAUCUUCUAUUUACUUGCUAAGUUCUGCCUUGCUCACGGAUUAAAAACUUAAGCAAACGGUUGCAAUAUCUGUAUGUACCAUACACUACACUUUAGCGAUUUAUAUGCUUUUAACAUUGGCAUUGAAAUAUUGCAUAUUGACUUGUAACUUAUAUUCAAAAAACACGCUGUGUGAACCAUGAAAUUUUCACACUCUCUUCAAGUAAAAAGGUUGAAAACGCUACAAUCAUUCAAUAAAUUUUGAAUUGUUUGUGAAGGAGCUAAA
This is a messenger RNA of Uranotaenia lowii, 2830 nucleotides long. It is a transcript of the gene sgl, whose product is annotated as UDP-glucose 6-dehydrogenase. The transcript has 5 exons. Gene Ontology annotation, biological process: glycosaminoglycan biosynthetic process. NCBI's taxonomy places the organism in Eukaryota, Metazoa, Arthropoda, Insecta, Diptera, Culicidae. Gene Ontology annotation, molecular function: UDP-glucose 6-dehydrogenase activity; NAD binding. The coding region runs from base 873 to 2312 and encodes 479 amino acids. The record is from RefSeq and is a predicted model, not a curated record. Gene Ontology annotation, cellular component: cytosol; nucleus.